Doryrhamphus excisus (bluestripe pipefish) is the source of this 7168-nucleotide messenger RNA. RefSeq names its product HEAT repeat containing 1 (gene heatr1). Gene Ontology annotation, cellular component: 90S preribosome; small-subunit processome; t-UTP complex. Gene Ontology annotation, biological process: maturation of SSU-rRNA from tricistronic rRNA transcript (SSU-rRNA, 5.8S rRNA, LSU-rRNA); positive regulation of transcription by RNA polymerase I. NCBI's taxonomy places the organism in Eukaryota, Metazoa, Chordata, Actinopteri, Syngnathiformes, Syngnathidae. The record is from RefSeq and is a predicted model, not a curated record. Gene Ontology annotation, molecular function: snoRNA binding.
CGAGCCGAGUAGCUAGCUAGCAACCUGGAGUCGAUGACUUACCGCGUUUGUUUAGCUUCACAAGAUAAAGAUAACGUCCUAAAGUCGUCGAAAAAAACAGAAACCGUGGGGGCAGGUUGCUUCGUCUUCUGCUUCGUUAAAUAGUAAAAUUGAACAGGUUUAUAUAGCAUUCAAUUGAAACUACCGCCAUCGUGUGGUUCGCGUGAAUAUUUACAAUACGUAUUACAAAAACAAUAGAACUUUGAUAGCUUUUAAUAGUGACCUUAAUAUUGUUAAAUAUACAUUUUCUUGUUCUUACCAUAGUGCUAAUUGAGUGAUUUCCUCCUUAUGUGAAAACAUUAAUUCGCUCAAACACGAAAGCGGAUGUGAGGUAAACCAGCCGGGGGAAACCGGAUGUAACCCGGAAGUGAAAUUAUCCGACACGAGGUCACAGCACCGCCAGUACUCGCACAUGUUUUGAAGAAAACAAGUAAACAGGUUGAAAACCAAUCAUGACGUCAUUAGCCCAUCAACUGAAGCGGCUGGCACUGCCUCAGUGCGACCCCAACUUACUGACACGAAAAGAGGUCGCAUCACUCCUCUUUGACCCCAAAGAAGCCGCUACCAUCGACAGAAGCACCUUCUACGCCCUCGGCUGCACAGGGCUGGAGGAACUGAUGGGGAUCGAACCGGCGUUUUUUGAGUUCCAGUGUUCUCUGUUCAGCCGCGCCUCAAUGAUGCUAGAGCGCAGCAUCCAGUCCAAAGAAGUCAACCAGAAACUCGAUGCGGACAUCUCUCUGUUCCUCACCCGCCUCUCCCCGUACUUCCUCCUCAAACCGUCUCACAAGUGCAUGGAAUGGCUGCUUCAUCGCUUCCACAUCCAUCUGUACAACCCCGAUAGCCUGCUGGCUUGCGUGCUACCUUAUUACCACACCAACACCUUUGUCCGAGUGCUGCAGCUCCUCAACAUCAACGACGCCACAAACCGCUGGAACUGGCUGCAGCCCCUACAGAAACCAGGCGUCCCACUGGCCAGAAGCACCCUGAUCACACACUGCUAUUCCGACCUGAGUUUCAUGGACUUCAUCUGCUCCAUGGUCACCACCUCCAUUAAGGCAUAUAAAGGACACUCUGAAAGCUUCUCCCAGCUCCGCGUUGUCUUCUCCUUCUACGCUUCCACCAUCGUUUCCGCUCUGGAUGCCGUUGACAAAGCGACGGACACCGUUCUUUCCAAACUGUUGCCAUACGUGCAGAAGGGGUUGAAGUCGGGUCUGGCCGACUACAAGGCGGCCACGUACAUGAUCAUGUGUCAGAUGGCGGCGAAGGCGGUGCUGGAGGCCAGUGUGGUCGACACGCUGGCUGUGCACAUCAGCAAGUCUCUGCUCAAAGAACCCGUGUUGGCCAAAGAGGGGCUGGGCUGCCUCAUCGUGCUGCUGCAGAGCCAGAAGAAGGGUGCCGCCGGGUCCAGGUUUUGCAGCCACGUGUGCUCCAUGCCGACGCUGGUGUCCACCCUUCAGCUCAUGGCGGCGACCCACGACGUCAGUCCUCUUCUGCGCUACCUGCUGCCUCACCUGGUCCACGUCGUGUUCAGUAACUCAGCAGGUAAGACGGACGACGCGGCUGUGUUGGAGUCGCUUGUGCAGUCCGUCCCUCUGACCAAAGGCCUGGAUGGACACAUGGCCCGCUUGAUGCUGAAUGAGUACCUGAGUCAGACAGAGCUCACCGAUGACGUCGUCUCCGCCCUCAACCAGCGUCUGCAGCCGCUGGUCCGACUGUUUGAGUCCAAGUACUGCGGAGCUCUGGACGGUGUCCUCUCGGGUCACGUGACCGACCUCAGCAGCUCAGAGCAGAAGCGCCUCUUCCAUCACUUCCUGUCUCUGUCCCUGAGCAGCGGCAAAUUCCAGAUCGUGGGGGACUCGGACACGUCGCUGCUCCUCAGCUUGAAGCACCCGCAGACGUCGCUCAGAGUCUCUGCGCUCCAGCAUCUGAGGAGCGUUGUAACCUCUGGGCAGAUGCAGAGUUUGGACCAGGACUUCCUGAAAGACGCCAUCUUGGAGCGCUUGAAGGAUGACGUGCUGGAGGUCGUCAGCGUGGCUCUCCAAGUCCUCGAGUUGCUGCUGGAUGUUUUGGACUCUGAGGAACUCGUGUCCUCUUUAUUGUGUCUGCUGCACAGAAUCGAUCAGCCCGAGGCUGACAGCUGGCUGCCAGUUUUAACAGAAACCGUGCGUCUACUGUCCGAGUCUCGACUGCAGAAGGGGGGCGACGAGCUGGCGCAGAAGAUCGCUUGGGGGCUGCUGCCCUUCCUGGUGGUCACCACCGCUCGUCUGGACUCCGCACAGGUGCGCCUCGCACGCUGCGUUGCUCAGUGCCCCGUCCUCGCCCAACACCCGCUCACCCUGAACUGGGACGAAGAACUGAACGAGGUGAUGGAGCAGAGCUCCAAGCCUGAUUUCACCGGUUUGGCCAACCAACGACUGGUCUCCACGCUGAAGAAGAACCUGGACAACAUGGAGCACUUCUCCAAACGCGACACUCUGGAGAAGUUGGGUCUGUUGGGGGAGCAGCACCGUGGUGCUGGCGUCAGGGGGGCGACCUUCUUCAUGGUGAUGACGCAGACGCUUCUGCUGGGUAUGGACCAGCUGGGCGAGACUGAACACCUGCUGACUGCGCAGAGGCUCUACGCCAUUUUGGAGGCCCCCCUGCUGGAGGUCAUCGACGUUGACGACAAGGAAGCGCCGCCUUCUGUGUGCGCCCCAGCGACCUUCGCUGAAGCACUGACCUUGUACCUGAGCCAGUGUGAGCAGCGGCCAAAGAGGCAGAAAGAUGGCGAAUACUCUCUCAUGAUGAUUUCUCUCCUGCGAGACUUCAUCACGUCUCUCAGAUGUCACGACGACGCCUUCAAAGCUGACAUGUGGUGGAACCCGGAGAAGCUGGACACGAACACCUGCUGCUACCUCGGUCUGGUCACUCGGCUUUUCGGCAUCAUCCUCAGCGGCGCCGGCGAGGGGCCGACAUCCGUCAGCUUUCGAGAGCUCAUGAAGCUGCUCGUGAAGGUUCACCUGUGCGACGCAGUGAUGCUCUUCAGGUUCCUGUGCGUGCUGUGGGGCUACAGCAGUAACCACGGAGACCAGCUUGGCGUGAAGGUGGGCGCCAUCCUGCAGACUCGGGCCCUCUACAUGGCCAGAGCUUUGCUGUGCGCCCAGCCUGCCGCCACGCUCGCCGAGCUCGCGGCUGCCAGCUCACCCGUGGUCCCGUCCUUGCUGUGCUGUCUCACCUUGCCAAUUCGUGAGGUCCGGAGGGCGGCCCUCGGUGUUCUGGAGAGCCUAUCCGGCGCUGACGCCACCCCCUUUCAGCCAAUCAUGGACAAGCUUCUGAGGACCACAGACGAGAUUGUUGCCGACCCAUCGUACCUGAGCACAGCCCUGGGUGGGAUUCAUGACGAGUGCGAGUCGGCGAAAAGGAAGUCGGCGCUGCAGAGAGCUACGCAUCAGCUGCUGCUGAGCAUCCAGGCACCCUGCUGCCCGUCCUAUUCCGCCGCCUGCCUGCUGAAGGCGCUGAGCCACAUCAACGGGCAGGCUGUCCUGUCCGCGCUGCUUCCUGUCCUGGAUCGGCUGCUCCACCGCGACCCAGACACCCCCACCCUGCUGCUGGACGAGGCCCAGCUGCUGCAGCUCCUCCUGGGGAAGUACAACCAGGCCUCUGCCCCUCUGCUGGCGGCCGACCAGAACUGUCUGAACCUCUUCAUCAGAGCCCUGAGGACCCCCACUACACCCUUUCCGGGCGUCCCCAGCUGCCAGAUUGUUGCUCUGGAACAGAUCACCAAGCCAUUCUUCACUGCUCUCGGAGAUGAGAAAGUCCAACAGAAGCUGCUGGCGGUCAUGUUUGACCUGCUGGCGGACAACAGCAGCGUGCUGAUUUCCAACGCCGUCGGCAGCGCCUUCAAAGUGAUUGCGGUGGAUUGUGAGCUGGUGGCCAACGAGCUGGCGCCCCCGGAAAAAGCGAAGGUCGCCGUCACGGUGCAGCAAACGCGCAGGAGCAGAAUGCUCCAGAGGAAACCUGAAGAGGGCAGCGACGUUGCUCCAGAGAGGGACACCGUUUCCUGGCACAGAGUGGCUCUGAUCCUAGAGAUGCUGCAGCACAAGAAGAAGCUGAAGAGGGCCCAGAUGCUGGUGCCGGUUCUCUUUUCUCUGUUGGCCAGGAGUCUCGAGGCGUCUUCUACGGAUAAGACCAACAUGGAGUACACCAAGCAGCUGCUGCUCGGCUGCCUGCUCAACAUCUGCAACAAGCUGGCACCCGACGGACAACCUGCUGGGCCAGACGUGCUGGAUGAAGACAAGUUCAGCGUGGAGCUGGUGGUCCAGUGUGUCCGAGCGUCCCACGUGCCGCAAACGCAACAUCACGCUCUGCUGCUGCUCGGCGCCAUCGCCAACAUUUUCCCCGAGAAGGUUCUGCACAACAUCAUGCCCAUCUUCACCUUCAUGGGCGCCAGCAUCAUGCGUCUGGACGACGCCUACAGCUUCCGGGUGAUUGACAAGACUGUUCAGCUGGUCAUCCCCGCUCUGAUCCAGGCCAGCGGCCUAUCCGAGGACAGUCCGUUGUCUCACGUGGAUGCCGUGGUGACGAGGAUCGCGCACGUGUUUGCCGACGCACUCCCUCACGUCCCCGAACAUCGGCGGCUGCCCAUCCUCUCUCAGCUGGUGACCACGCUGGGCCCGGACCGCUUCCUCUGGGUCCUCAUGCUCCUCCUGUUCAAGGUUCACGUCACGCAGACCGCCAGCUCACAGAGCGAGAAGGAAGCGGCGCUGGAGCAAGAUAUGGACUUCUGGAUCUCUGUGUGCUGCCAGUUUGAGGUGGCCGACCAGCUCACGUCCCUCAUCAACGUCCUGAACUUCCUCAUGGAGCUGCCCGACGACAAAGAUGACGCCGCGGCCAAACGCCCCGUCGCCCGGCGAGGAGCCCAGAAGAAGACGAAGAAGAAGGAAGAGGAGGUGGAGGAGCUGAUCUUCUGUGUGGAGGCUCACAGCAGCAAAGAGCUGCGACACUUCAAGUUCCUCUCCGUGUCCUUCAUGGCUCAGCUGCUCGGCUCAGCCAGCUUCAUCGGGAAGGUGGCGGCCAUCCACGGCAACAAAGCCAGCCUCCAGCAGCUGCAGCAGAGGCUGCUGGAGGAGAACCUGCGCUACAUCCACUGCGUCGCUCGCUGCGUGGAGGAGAACGCCGAAAAGCCCAUCGCAAAGUUCUGGAGAGUUCUGCUGAACAAAGCCUACGAGGUUCUUGACAAGGUGAACGCGCUGUUGCCCGUGGAUACCUUCAUCACGGUGAUGAGGGGGCUGAUGGGGAACCAGCUGGCGUCCGUCAGGAGGAAAGCCAUGGAGCUGCUCAACAACAAACUGCAGCACAAGACGCAGUGGGUGGAGAAACAGGUCACCGUUCUCCUCCAGCUCAUUGGCGACCUCCUUGCCAUCGUGGGUGAAGGUCACGGGAAGGCGGAGCAGGAAGCGGAGGCGGAGCAGACCAUCAACAGGCAGACGGCGCUCUACAGCCUCAAGCUGCUCUGCCGCAACUUUGGCUCCGCCCACCAGGAGGCGUUCGUCCCCGUCCUGCUGCGCGCGGUGGACGUGGCCUCGGCGCCGCAGGAAGAGAAGAACGUGAUGGCCAGCGCUUUGCUCUGCAUCGCCGAGGUGGUCGGCGCCCUCAAGGCCCUCGCUAUCCCGCAGCUGCCCAGGUUGAUGCCGGCCGUGCUGCACGUGUUCGCCGACAGGAAGGAGCUGCUGACCAACGAGCUCUACAUGCUGAGCGCCGUCACCGCCCUCCAGCGCGUCACCGAGACGCUGACGCACUUCAUGAGCCCGUACCUGCAGGAGACCACCUUGCAGACCUGCCGCCUGACGCGGCUGGUCCAGGAGUCCUCUUCCUCCUCCUCUUCCGCCAGCCAGCUGUCUGCACGUCUCGCCUCCCUCAGGACCUCCCUGGCCACCAAGCUGCCCCCCAGGGUCCUGCUGCCCGUGCUCACCAGGUGCUACGGCGUCCUGGUGGCGGCCAAGAAGAACCACUUGGGGGCGCUGAUGAGCAUCCUCAAGGAGCACAUCAGCCACAUGGCGCAAGAUCAGCUCAACUUCCACCAAUCAGAGCUCAGCACCUUCUUCCUCACCGCCCUGGACUUCCGAGCCAAACACUGCCAGGGCGACCUGGCGAGGACGGAGCAGAUCGAGGGCAGCGUGAUGGAAUGUCUGGUCGCCAUGGUGAUGAAACUCUCCGAGGUCACGUUCAGGCCGCUCUUCUUCAAGCUGUUCGACUGGAGUAAAUCCGGGAGCAAAGAGCGUCUGCUGACGUUCUUCCGACUCGCCGACUGCAUCGCCGAGCGCCUCAAAGGGCUCUUCGUCCUUUUUGCCGGAAACCUGGUCAAGCCCUUUGCGGACGUCCUCCAGCAGACCAACGUCUCCAAGACAGACGAGUCGUUGUUUGAGUCCGAGCAUGCCGCGGAGAAGACCGGCCUGCUGCUUCGCUACGUCCUGGACUGCAUGCACAAGAUCUUCCUGUACGACAAUCAGCGCUUCCUGAGUCGGGAGCGAGCGGACACCCUCCUGGCGCCGCUGGUGGACCAGCUGGAGAACCGUUUAGGUGGGGAGCAGGUCUACCAGCAGAGGGUGACCAAGCACCUGGUUCCCUGCCUGGGUCAGUUUGCCGUGUCCCUGGCCGACGACACCCAGUGGAAGACCCUCAACUACGAUGUCCUGUUGAAGAGCAGACACGCCGAUGCCAAGGUACGCUUCUCCUCGCUGCUGAUGCUGAUGGAGCUGGCGGCCAAGCUGAAGGAGAACUACAUGGUGCUGCUUCCCGAAACCAUCCCCUUCCUGGCUGAACUCAUGGAGGACGAGUGCGAGGAGGUGGAGCAGCAGGUUCAGAAGGUGAUUCACGAGAUGGAGAACAUCCUGGGAGAACCGCUGCAGAGUUACUUCUAACACACAAUAAGCGUAUAUACGUUGUUUGCAUUUUUGUACCAAAAAAAUAAAAAUUUGUUGACAUCUUUUUAGUAGCAGAGUAGAAGGUCAUCCAUGUUGUGACGGGAUCUUCUGCAUCCUGUGCGGUGCACAAAGCAAGGCAUCAAGGCAUGACAUGGCGUCUUUGUAAAGCUUCCUUCUCAAGAAGACUGGAAACUGCCGACGAGAGAAUACUUUUGUGUACUUUUGUG